This is a messenger RNA of Talaromyces atroroseus, 1506 nucleotides long. RefSeq lists its product as hypothetical. Gene Ontology annotation, molecular function: oxidoreductase activity, acting on paired donors, with incorporation or reduction of molecular oxygen; monooxygenase activity; iron ion binding. Lineage: Eukaryota; Fungi; Ascomycota; Eurotiomycetes; Eurotiales; Trichocomaceae. The transcript has 4 exons. The coding region runs from base 1 to 1506 and encodes 501 amino acids. The record is from RefSeq and is a predicted model, not a curated record.
AUGGCCACCGCAUCCCUGCUUGCUGCAGCGGCCAUUGCCCUAGCCGCCUACGCUACCUAUCUCGCCGUUGCACGCCUGCUGCUCAGCCCGCUGGCCCGUUUUCCCGGCCCCAGACUCGCAGCGCUGACCAACUGGUACGAGUUCUACUACGAUGUCAUCCUGCAGGGCCGCUUCACGGCGCACAUCCAGGCGCUGCAUCGUCGAUACGGCCCAGUUGUGCGCAUCACACCCACCGAGCUGCACGUCGACGAUCCAGACUUCUUCGACGUCUUGUAUGCCCGUGAUGGCCGCAGGCACAAGUACGCCUACUUUUCGGGCCGCUUCGGCUAUGCAAGUGACAGCUUCUCGACCAUCCAUCAUGAGCUGCACCAGCAGCGGCGCAAGUCCCUGAGCCCGUUCUUUUCCGCCAAGCGAAUCAAGCAGUUCGAGCCCGUCAUCAGGGUCAAGGUCGGCAAGCUUUGCUCGACCCUGUCUCGAUAUGUUGACGACGGCCGAGUGCUGCCGCUGAGUCGCGCCUGGAUGGCUUUGACCACCGAUGUCAUCACCGAGUAUGCAUUUGCCAAAUCUUACGAUCAAUUGGACUCGCCGGACUUCCAAGAAACCCUGCAUGAUGCCCUCGUGGCCAUCUACACCACCGGCCAUUUUGCGCUCCAUUUUCCCAUUGUAUUUCCCAUCUUAGACUCGCUGCCGGACUGGCUGGUGACGAAGAUGGAGCCACGUCUUUUGCCAGUGGUGGGUCUUCGGAAGGAUCUCGGUCGCAGGGUUGGAGAAAUUCGAACGGGUCUGAAUGAACUCCACAAGCAUGCAGACCAUCCGACCAUCUUCCACGAACUAUUGCAUAGUGAUCUCCCAGACGAGGAGAAGACUGACGCGCGCCUAGGCGACGAGGCACAGCUGAUAGUAGCUGCCGGCUUGAUCACUACAUCAUGGGCAUUGAGUGUUGCUAGCUUUCACAUCAUUAACAACCCUGCUGUAGCGGCGAUAUUGAGACGCGAAUUACUCUCGUCAACGUCUGCUAUCGAAAAAGCCGACUUGCAUGAAUUGGAAAAGCUCCCGUAUCUUCAUGGCUGUGUGAAAGAGGGUAUUCGACUAGCUCACGGAAUCGUGACCAGAAACCCCCGUCUAGCCCCCGACGUGGACCUCCAAUAUGGCGAGUGGGUUAUCCCACGCAACACACCUAUCUCAAUGACGAACGUCGAUGUCCUCAUGAACGAAACCAUCUACCCGGAUCCGGCGGAAUUCAUGCCUGAACGAUGGAUAGACAAUCCUCAGCUGGAUCGUUAUUUCGUCCCCUUUGGCAAGGGGUCACGGAUGUGUUUGGGCGUCAAUCUUGCCCUCGCUGAGCUGUAUGUGACGAUUGCCACUGUGUUCAGUCGCUUCGACUUUGAGCUGUAUAACACAGAUUUGUCAGACGUGCAAAUGAAGCAUGCUUAUCUCGUGCCUUACACCAAAUGGGAAUCCAAGGGUGUGCGAGUGAAGGUUAAACUGCCUGAGCAUAAGAAUUAA